Molecule: messenger RNA, 4411 nt
Organism: Manis pentadactyla (Chinese pangolin)
Lineage: Eukaryota; Metazoa; Chordata; Mammalia; Pholidota; Manidae
Product: zinc finger protein 266-like
Exons: 6
Coding region: 691-2499 (602 amino acids)
Biological process (GO): regulation of immune system process; regulation of cytokine production; negative regulation of transcription by RNA polymerase II
Source: RefSeq, a predicted model, not a curated record
GCCCCCGCCGGUAGCCCCGCCUCCAGGCCGUGUUCUACCCGCAGCCUAGCCGGCUCGUCCCGGUUCGCAGGCCCCCGCACGGAGCCUCCCCAGCGCCCCUGAGCACCCGCGGGAGAAAGGACGGCUUCUCCCUGACACGCUCGGACGUGACUCCAGCCCGAGCCCCGGGCCCUGCCCCUCGCAGCCGUCGCGCAAAGCGGAGGUGGCGUCCCUGGUAAGCGGCGGUCUUUUCGUCCGGCGGUUCGGCGCCCCUGCGCGCGACUGGCUUUGGUGACGGGAGGGCCCCGGGCCGCAGGGAGGGCGGCAGACGGCGGGUUAGGCCCGCGCCGCCGAGGGGCCUGCUCAGGAAGGCCCGGCGGUGCCGCGCGCGGCCCCGGCUGUCGGUCUCAACGCGGGGAGGUGCGGCGGGGGCGCGUCUGCGGACGUUCUUAUCCUCUGGGUUCCCAGGUUCGAAAGCCUGCUAAGUAAGUAACCGUUGGGACUCAUCUCCCGAAGGGGAAGGCUCCGUGUGCGAGCCCCAUUUCUCCGGUCCGGCGCCCUGUGUCUGUCACGCACCUGGUGCCCGCGGUGUGUUCCGGUCUUCUAAGGACCCUUUCUGUUUUCUUGUGGAAAAGAUAGAGGCAGAAAAGAUGGUAGCCGAAUGUUUGACAAAUUUUUCUCAGGUAAGAAGAAAGUGUAUCCUUCAACAAAAUGGAUCCAGUGACCUUUGAUGAUGUGGCUGUGGACUUCACCCAGGAGGAGUGGACUUCGCUGGACCUCACGCAGAGAAACCUAUACAGAGAGGUGAUGCUGGAGAACUACAAGAACCUGACCACAGUGGGGUGUCAAUUGUUCAAACCCAGUCUGGUCUCUUGGUUAGAACAAGAAGAGCUGAGGACAGUGGGGAGAGGAGUCCUGGAAGAAUGGGAAGUGCAACUUGACACCAAAGACUCAGCAAUUCAGCAGUAUAAAUUACAAGAAAAAACAUCCAAUAGGAUAGACAUGGCAAGAAGCCACAAUGGAUGGGAACUCUAUGGCUAUGAGCAAUGCAAUAAAGACUUCAGUGAACAGUCAUGCCUUAAGACAGAGAGGAGAACUCAAAAUGGUGAGAACACUUAUAAGGAUAGUAAAUGUGGAGAAAACUUCCUUUCUCUGAAGAAGAAAACCUCUAUUGGAAAGAAACUUUCUGCUUUAAAUCAGUGGGGAAAAGUUGUGAGCCUGACUCCAAAUAUUGUAUACUGGGAAACUAGCACUCAAGAGAAAUACUUUGAAAGCACUGGUGGGGGGAAUGCCUUUGAUAAUGAGUUUUACUGUCAGAAGCAAAUGAGAACUCACCCUGGAGAAAAACUCUAUGAACAAGAGGAAUGUGGGAGAGCUUCUGUCCACUCCACAAGCCUUGCUUUGCAUGUACAAACUCACACUGCUAAAAAAUGUAAUGAAUGUAAGGAAUGCGGGAAGAUUUUCCGAUAUUCUGCAUACCUUAAAGUUCACAUGCGAAUCCAUACUGGAGAGAAACCCUAUGAAUGUAAGGAAUGUGGAAAAACCUUCACUGUUUCCUCAAGCCUAAUUAAACAUGUAAGAAUUCAUACUGGAGAGAAACCCUAUAAAUGUAAGGAGUGUGAGAAAGCCUUCACUUCUUCUUCUCAUCUUAGUACUCACAUAAUAAGUCACAGUGGAGAGAGGCCAUUUCAUUGUAAGCAAUGUGGAAAAUCCUUGAGGACCUAUUCAGGUCUUUAUAAACACAUUCGAAUUCAUGCUGGAAUAAAACCCUACAAAUGUAAACAAUGUGGGAAAGGCUUUAUAGAUUCUUCCUCCCUGAACAUUCAUGUGCGUACUCACACUGGAGAGAAACCCUACCAAUGUAAGGAAUGCGGGAAAGCCUUCACUGCUUCCUCAAGUCUAAUUGACCAUGUAAGAAUUCAUACUGGGGAGAAACCCUAUAAAUGUAAGGAAUGUGGAAAAGGCUUCAUUUUUCCUUCUCUUCUUAGUAACCACAUAAGUAGUCACACUGGAGAGAGGCCCUUUGGAUGUAAGGAAUGUGGAAAAGCAUUUAGAACUUCUUCGUGUCUUAAUAAUCAUGUACGAAUUCACACUGGAAUAAAACCCUACAAAUGUAAGGAAUGUGGAAAAGGCUUUAUGUAUUCUUUCCCCCUUAACAUUCACAUGCGAAACCACACUGAAGGAAAACCCUAUAAAUGCAACGAAUGUGGGAAAGCCUUCAACUGGCACUCAAACUUUACUAAACAUAAACUAGUUCACAGUGGAGAGAAACCGUAUGAAUGUACAGUGUGUGGAAAAUCCUUUACUGUUUCCUCAAGCCUAACACAACAUACAAGAAUUCACACUGGAGAGAAACCCUAUAAAUGCAAGCACUGUGGGAAAGCCUUCACUUUUUCCUCAAUCCUAAGUAAACAUGUAAGAAUUCAUACUGGAGAGAAACCGUAUAAAUGUGAGGAAUGUGGAAAAGCCUUCACUCAGGGCUCAGGCCUUUCAAGACAUGUAAAAACUCACAGAGAGUAACCCAGAUUGUACACGUGUGUGAAAGCCUUCAGUUAUACCAGUUCAUUUUAGAUACAUGAAAAUCUGACCCUGUAGGGAAACUGUAAAUGUUAAAGAGUGUGACAAAGCCUUCAAUUCUCCAAGUUCUUUUCAGUGUGAUGAAAAAACACCCUGCAGAGAAAUCCGGGCAAUGUAAGGAAUAUGGCAAAAACCUAAGUGAUACCCAUUCACUUUGAAGACCUGCAAGGACUGCACUGCAGAGAUGGUCUAUAAAUGUAGGAAAUGUGGGAAAUCCAUUAUUCUCACAGCCCAGAGUGUUAGGUCACAGGGAAGCCAAACUAUUCAGAAAUACGGGAAGCCCUUUACUAUUGCAUUAGUGAAAUAAAUUCCGUAAAUGUGGAGAAUUCUGUAGUACAGAAUUCUGUGGAUGUAAUAUGUGGCAAAACUGUACUUGUAGUUACCUUUACUGUUUGCUUGUCAUCUCACUGUGGAAGAAAACUUUAUGAAUGUAAGAAGUGUUGAAGAGCCAUCCUUGUUUUCUAUUUGUUCCUCAUCCUUAAACAUGGGGUGAUUCUUGGUUAGGAAAAACUGAAUUUAAGAAAUACAGGCAAUGAUACCAAAUAUAAAUCCUAGGAUUUGUUGAGACAGGCAUAGCAUUCUGGGUGGCCCUGUAGAUACAUUUAGAAUAUUUGUCAUUCUGUCCUGAACUUCCCGAGAUAUAAUGUGUCUUUUCCCAGAUAGCCAGGCCAGACCAGUCUAGUGGCUACACUUUGCAGGUUGUAACAUGGCCAAAAGUGGAUCAACAGGAUUCACACUUCAUCCUCUUCUAGCCACCUGUGUUCUCUUGUUGGAUUGAUGUGGGCAUACAUUUUGAAGACAUUGACCACUUCACUGUGUACAGCACUCACUGAAUUCAUUUACAGUGAGGUGUACCAAAGUGUGGGAUAUACAUCUCUAAAUUUUGUAAAAUUGCCUUGUACUUUUAACCUGAAGGCAUGCAUGAUGAGGGAGAGAAUAAUACAAAUGUUUUCUUUCACCCGUCAACCCAACAUCACAGCCUGGCAAAACAAUUAUAUUUGUCUGGGUCAAGUAACAUGUGUUUCUGGUUAUACAACUUGCUUCUGUAUUUAUCAUUCCAUCCAUUGCUGUAAAAACAGACUUGUGUGAAUACAGAUGUUCCUGAUAAUCUACUAUACUUGAUGAUCUACUGGCAGUUCCUGAGUGUGAACUCUAGGUGCAGACACAUCAGCACAACUUCAUUUCAGUUCCAUAUUCACAAAGUUCUGAUGCUCACGCAGCCUUGGAUUAUAUCAGGUAUGGCCAUCAGUCCUGAAGCUGUUUGAUGACAGUUUCUUGCUUAAUCAAAUUAAUGAUAAUCCAAAUCAAGUUAACAAUAAAUCGUGAUCAGGAAUUAUCUGUGCACCUUUGUGUUACAGACUUGUAUGUGUGGAGUAGGUCAUGUGGCUACCUUUGGGUAUGUAUAUUUUAGCCCAUUGGUUACCCUCUAAUUACUGGCAAUGAUGCCAGGGAUCAGAUCUGUCUCAACCUUUUGUGUGUGUUGGAGGGGUCAUAGAUUGGCCUUUGAUGAGAUCCUGAUUGUCUGAAAUAAGACCAAUGUGUCCUAGCAGAAUUAGUCCCCAGUUGCCCGAGUCUGAGACCUGGUAGCAUUUCAGGUCACUACUGUGGUAUGGCCUCAUUCUGCUCUUUGGAUUCCUAGUGAUAGUGUCAUCAGUAAGUACUGCACAAGAUAAAUUAAGUUUAUUUGGUCCUAGGUUUUGUUGUUCCGUGGCUGAAAAAGUGGUAUAUUUAUGUGAAAAUUCUCCAAAGGACAAGAUGAUAUGUGACAUUCAACACAGAAAUUGAGAACUUCUAAGUGGAAAGAACCCAUUGAUAAAAGAUUGUUAGAUUUUGCUUAUAUGAAAUGUCUAGAAAA